Messenger RNA from Conger conger (European conger), 498 nucleotides. RefSeq names its product ERH mRNA splicing and mitosis factor (gene erh). The transcript is spliced from 4 exons. Lineage: Eukaryota; Metazoa; Chordata; Actinopteri; Anguilliformes; Congridae. The record is from RefSeq and is a predicted model, not a curated record. The coding region runs from base 155 to 469 and encodes 104 amino acids.
UACAACUUCCGGGGUUAUUCUUCCGUCUUCUUCUUCUUCUCAGCCUCUUCCACCAACGAAGAAGAACAGUCUCGGACAUUCUGCUACAGGGGGUUCUGUGCGAAGGGGCGCAAAGAAUACAUACAGUUCAACUGCCGUGGAAAUUAUCGCAAACAUGUCUCAUACAAUUCUGCUGGUCCAGCCCACCAAGCGGCCCGAAGGACGAACCUACGCUGAUUAUGAAUCUGUCAACGAGUGCAUGGAAGGUGUAUGUAAAAUGUAUGAGGAGCACCUGAAGAGGAUGAAUCCAAACAGCCCAUCAAUCACGUAUGACAUCAGCCAGCUGUUUGACUUCAUUGACGAUUUGGCGGACCUCAGCUGCCUGGUGUAUCGAGCGGACACGCAGACAUACCAGCCCUACAACAAGGACUGGAUCAAGGAGAAGAUCUACGUCCUCCUGCGUCGCCAGGCUCAACAGGCGGGGAAAUGAAGAGCCCGUGUGGGGGGUGGGGUUUUGGG